This is a messenger RNA of Coccomyxa subellipsoidea C-169, 1992 nucleotides long. RefSeq lists its product as hypothetical. Gene Ontology annotation, molecular function: ATP binding; ATP-dependent chromatin remodeler activity. The transcript has 14 exons. The record is from RefSeq and is a predicted model, not a curated record. The annotation marks the transcript as partial. NCBI's taxonomy places the organism in Eukaryota, Viridiplantae, Chlorophyta, Trebouxiophyceae, Coccomyxaceae.
CUCAAAGUGCCAGGCAGCAUAAACCGGUAUUUGCGCGAGUACCAGCGAGAGGGUAUCCAAUUCCUUUUCCGGCAGUAUGCUCUCAAGCAGGGUGCCAUUCUGGCAGAUGACAUGGGCCUUGGCAAGACGGUGCAGACCAUCGGCUUUGUUGCUGCAAUUCUCGGCAAGACCGGCACAAGUGCUGACCUGCAGCCUGCCCCUGCUGAUGCCAAUUCCAGGCAGAAGCUGAUCCUUAUUGUGGCUCCCAGUUCUGUGCUGACAAACUGGCAACGAGAGUUCUCCACGUGGGGUGCCUUCCGUGUGGGCAUCUAUCAUGGAUCUGCUGAAAGCAGGGCAGCAGCUGUUCAAAGCAUCCUGCAUGGGACGGCAGAAAUCAUGCUCACAACUUAUGACACAUUCAGGAUCAACAUCGACCGACUGCAGGAGAUUGACUGGCAUGUUGCCAUAUUUGACGAGGCUCACAAACUCAAAAACAAGAGGGUGAGCACAAAGAACGACAAUAUCAGCACCUAUGGGGCAGCCACUUCCUUGCGCACAAAGCGUCGUUACGGGCUGACAGGCACUGCCAUGCAGAAUGACUAUCAAGAGCUGUGGUCCCUGCUGCACUGGGCAAAUCCGUUAAAGAUGGGAGCGUGGGAUCAGUUCCUGGAGCACUAUGUCAAUCCCAUGAAACAGGGCCAGAAACGUGACUGCACUGAUCUGCAGCUGGCCAAGGCUCAGAAGAGGCAGGUACAGCUGGACAAGCUGCUGAAGUGCUUCUUGCUGCGCCGCACAAAGGAGUCCACCAUCAAGGACCAGCUGCCCAAGAAGACCGACAACAUCGUCUUCUGCAAGCUUGCACCCCUGCAGAUGCGCGCCUACAGGCAAGCUCCCAACUUCCAGCUGCUGGUGCGAGCAGAGGAGACAUGCGACUGCGCCAGUGGUGAGAUGCGCGCCAAGUGCUGCUACACCGAAGCCUGCCCUGACCAGGGUGGCGUGCUGUGGCCCCACUUCCACCUCUGCACCUGCGACAACAUCUAUGACGAAUUUGACAAUCCAAAGUAUGGACGGCUGCGCUGCCCUUACUGCCUGGUGCUGCCCUGCCUCACCAUCCUGCAGAAGAUCGCCAACCACCUGGAACUCAUCAAGGUGGACCCAGCGGACAGGGCGGUGACAGAGGACGAGUGGGCGCUGCCGCGCGCGAGGGAGCUGGCGCAGAUGGUGUUUGGAGAGGACCUGGAGGCGGCCGGGGGGGACACCCUGGACCGGAAUUGGCUGCAUGUGUCCAGCAGCGCGCACUGCGGCAAGAUGGCCGCCCUCGAGCAGCUGCUGCAGCUCUGGUCCUCCGCCGGCAACAACAAGGUGCUGCUUUUUUCGCACAGCGUGAAAAUGUUAAAUAUUAUAGAGCAGCUGCUGGUGAGGGCCGGCUACAACUACGCGCGCCUGGACGGCUCCACCAAACGCGAGGAGCGGCAGGCCCUCUGCGACGGGUUCAACCAGUCCCCCUCAGUGUUCCUCUUCCUCAUCUCCACCACCGCCGGCGGCCUGGGCCUCAACCUCACCGCCGCCAACAAGGUGGUGAUCAUCGACCCGUCGUGGAAUCCCAGCCACGAUCUGCAGGCGCAGGACCGGGCCUUCCGGAUCGGCCAGCGCCGCGACGUCGCAGUCUAUCGCCUCAUCGCUGCAGGCAUGCAUUUUCAUACCCAGCGCACGCUGGAGGAGAUGAUUUAUACGCGCCAGGUGUACAAGCAGCAGCAGUCCGCUGUGGCCACUGAGGGCAGCAAGGAGACGCGCUACUUCUACGGUGUUCAGGGCGAUAAGGGGAACAAGGGGGAGCUGUUUGGCAUCACCAACCUGUUCAGGGAGACGGCCGACAAAGUCAACGCGCAUGACAUUUUUGACCAGGAGCGGCAGCCCACACGCUACCGCAUCCAGCAGUGCGACCCGGCAGACAUGGGUAACGCCCCUCUCUCCUUCAUGCAUGCAGAGUGUGUGUGCAUGCAACCGCCAUAA